Messenger RNA from Polyodon spathula (Mississippi paddlefish), 2145 nucleotides. Its product is annotated as stomatin. The record is from RefSeq and is a predicted model, not a curated record. Gene Ontology annotation, cellular component: plasma membrane. The coding region runs from base 1034 to 1735 and encodes 233 amino acids. Lineage: Eukaryota; Metazoa; Chordata; Actinopteri; Acipenseriformes; Polyodontidae. The transcript has 8 exons.
GUGAUUGCUUCUGAGACUCAUUUAGAAACUACAUGGAAAUGGAAUCACAAGACAAAAGAAUUAACCACAGCCAGCAGAAUUUAGGUGGUUCCCCUUCGGGGAAGUAUCGGUUAUUCCCCAGCCUUGGAGACGGAUCGGUAUGGUCUAACCUCCAUGAGGGCGUCUCUCCGCGAGCCAAGGGGAGAACCAUGUACUCUCAAAGCAAUCUCUACGUCACAAAGCACUUCUCUCUUACUAUCAAUUCCCAAGGUUCUCCUCCAUGCAGCCCUUGCUCCUGUCAUGUGAGCAGUCACUCGGGCACAUGUACUCCAAGACUUGCUUUUGUGGCAAUCACUUUCCUAAUUUCAGGCUCUCCCAUUUCCUUCUCUCCCUCCCUACCAUGUAUGUGUUUCAAGCUCCACAAAUAUUUGGUUAAGGUCAGAUACUAAUCUUUUUUAUUAAGUUUUACAGGGUAAACAGCAGUAUUCAAUUAUGCAUACUCUGAAAUAUUCAUCAGAUUUUUAGUAGACAGCCAUUUCCUAUUUAAUUCAUUAUUCAAAACAGUAUAAGACAAAUAAAAUACAUUGUAAAAAACAAUCAACAAAUACACAUGUGUGCUCACACAGAAACAAACUUAAAUAAACAAAUAAAUAAAUACAAAGUUGCCCAAUUUGUUUUAGUUAGUAACUGGGUCCCUUUUUUCCAACAAUCAAUAAAGACUAUACAUACUCUUCCUUGCUUCUCACCUUUUUACUAUCUAAGCUACUACUGUAUCCAAUCUAACUGAGCAGUUGUAUAAUAUAUCAGCAGAACACCAGAACUUUAUUCUAUAUUGAAAAUGCCCAAACAUUACUUCUUAUAUCGUUCCUUUAUAACUUUUUUUUUUUUUUCUGUUUCAACACAGUUUGGAUAUACUGUACAUUCUAGAGGAAACUUUCACAUCUCAAAACAAAAAGCAUAUUGAGGAAGUCAAAAUGGACUGGGAUGUUGUGGCUGGAUCCUGGUUUUCAUCUCAUACAUAUUGGUAGUAAUAACCUUCCCCUUUUCGAUAUGGAUGUGCAUUAAGAUUAUUAAGGAGUAUGAGCGUGCUGUCAUAUUCAGGCUUGGGCGUAUUACCUCAGGAAAAGCAAAGGGACCAGGUAUAUUCUUUGUCUUGCCAUGUACUGACACUUUUGUAAAAGUGGACAUCAGAACGAUUUCAUUUGAUAUUCCUCCACAAGAGAUUCUGACCAAAGACUCAGUGACUGUCUGUGUUGAUGGAGUGGUUUACUUCAGGGUUCAUUCUGCCAUUGCCUCAGUGGCAAAUGUAACAAAUUCAGACCAGGCCACACGCUUACUGGCUCAGACUACCCUGAGAAAUGUCCUUGGAACAAAGAACCUGUCUCAGAUCUUAUCUGACAGAGAGGAGAUUGCACAUAACAUGCAGGCAACACUUGAUGAAGCCACAGACAACUGGGGUAUAAAGGUGGAGCGUGUGGAGAUCAAGGAUGUCAAACUGCCUUUGCAGAUGCAGAGAGCUAUGGCAGCUGAGGCUGAGGCCACCAGAGAGGCCAGAGCCAAGGUUAUUGCUGCAGAAGGUGAGAUGAAUGCCUCCCGAGCCCUCAAGGAAGCCUCCUUAGUGAUAGCCGAAUCUCCAUCAGCUCUACAGCUGCGAUACCUCCAAACCCUGACCACCAUUGCCUCUGAGAAGAACUCCACCAUUGUCUUUCCCCUGCCUAUUGACGUACUGCAAGGCUUUAUGUCAAAGGGGAAAUAACUGCUGUCUGUUUGUGACAAUUACCUGUCUUAAUUUCAAUAGGAUGGCACAUGAUUUAAUUGGACAUUAACUCUUUAUGUAAUGUUGUAAUCUACAAAUUAGGAACUAUAGAAGACAAAUGCAAAAUAAAUACAAAUAAAAAGUCAAUUUCUCCUUUCUGUAAAAAGGUUAACAAAGUGAGAAACUUGGUUAUUAUUUUUAUUGGAAGACUACUAAAACUUAAGAAUUUAGUUGAAUCCUUUGGACAAAUCACCAAAACAAAUGGACAACUACAAAUAUAAGAAAUAGACAACGCAAUAACUGUUUAUAUCAGUCCUCAAAAUGUGCAUUACAUUUGGUAGACAUAAUAGUGUUUAGCUUGGAAAUAAAAUGAGGCAUAUAUAGCAGUAACAAAUGAUAACAGAUAAAAU